This is a messenger RNA of Vidua macroura (Pin-tailed whydah), 2688 nucleotides long. RefSeq names its product solute carrier family 38 member 9 (gene SLC38A9). The record is from RefSeq and is a predicted model, not a curated record. NCBI's taxonomy places the organism in Eukaryota, Metazoa, Chordata, Aves, Passeriformes, Viduidae. Gene Ontology annotation, molecular function: amino acid transmembrane transporter activity. Gene Ontology annotation, biological process: amino acid transmembrane transport. Bases 206 to 1957 code for a protein of 583 amino acids. The transcript is spliced from 16 exons.
UGUCCUCCUCCGCGUCCCGCUUCGCGCCCUCCUCAGCCCGCCUGGCUCGGGGGCGCGACCUGCGAGGUGGAGGGGCCGGGCAGGAGCCGCUCCGGCCGCAGGCACUGACUGGCCACGCCGUGUUCGUGGGAAGACGGGCAGAUCGUCAGAGCGGGGGCGGAGGCUAGAGUAACUGACAGAAUCUAAAAGGAGACAUUCACCAAAUAUGGAAGAGGAUACCAAACCUGUCUUGGUUCCUGUGGGAGGUGAUGAAAGCAAUUAUGGAAUCAUGAAUAUACAGUUUAAUCCAGAAGACUAUAAGUGCAAAAGACCAUUUCACGUGGAGCCCACAAACAUAGUUGGUGUGAAUGAUGACAUGCAAAGAGUCACUGAUGAAGCUUCAGCAAUGAAUAAGCGGAUUCAUUACUAUAGCAGGCUCACAUCCCCUGCAGACAGGGCAUUGAUUGCUCCUGAUCACGUCCUCCCAGCUCCUGAUGAAAUCUAUGUGUACAGUCCAUUAGGAACUGCUUUUAAAGUCAACAGUUGCACAGAUGGCUAUGGUAAAAACUCCAGUCUGGUGACAAUAUUUAUGAUAUGGAAUACCAUGAUGGGUACAUCCAUAUUAAGUAUCCCAUGGGGAAUGAAACAGGCAGGCUUCACUUCUGGAAUUAUUCUCAUCUUACUGAUGGGCAUUUUGACUCUUUAUUGCUGUUACAGAGUUGUGAAAUCACGGCAAAUGAUAUCUUUAACAGAUACCUCAAACUGGGAAUUCCCAGAUGUUUGCAAGUAUUACUUUGGAUCCUUUGGUCAAUGGUCAAGCCUCUUAUUUUCUAUGGUAUCACUUGUUGGAGCCAUGAUUGUUUAUUGGGUACUUAUGUCCAACUUUCUGUUCAAUACAGGGAAAUUUAUAUACAACUUUGUUCAUGACAUUAAUGUAACAGAUAUUGUUCCUGGCACCAAUGGAAGUAACAAAGUCAUUUGUCCAAGUGCUGCUAGUGAUCACCCAUCACAGAACAGGAGUGUGAUGUUCUCUUCUGGCAACAGAACAGGCUUUGAACUCUUUGAGGAAUGGUGGGACAAAUCAGAAACAGUACCAUUUUACCUGAUUGCAGUUCUUCUACCCCUGCUAAAUCUGAAGUCUCCGUCCUUCUUUGCAAAGUUUAAUGUCCUAGGUACAGUUUCAGUUGUCUACUUAGUUUUUCUGGUUACAGUAAAGGCUGCUUAUCUGGGAAUACACUUAGAAUUCAACUGGUUUACAGAGAAUGAAUUUUUUGUACCAGAGUUUAGAAUUCUGUUCCCUCAGCUCACAGGGGUUCUAACACUUGCCUUCUUCAUUCACAAUUGUGUCAUCACACUUCUUCAGAAUAACAGGAAUCAAGAAAACAAUGUGAGAGACCUCUGUAUUGCAUACUUCCUGGUUGGACUAACAUACCUGUAUGUUGGAGUGAUAAUUUUUGCAUCUUUUCCUUCUCCACCAUUAUCCAAAGAAUGUAUUGAACAGAAUUUUCUAGAUAACUUUCCCAGUGAUGACAUCAUGUCAUUUGUUGCAAGAAUAUUCCUGCUGUUCCAAAUGAUGACUGUAUACCCACUGUUGGGCUAUCUGGCACGAGUUCAGCUGUUAAGACAGUUUUUUGGAAAUGCUUACCCAAGCAUCCCAGGUGUCUCAAAUACAGCACAGAAAUCACUGAACUACUCUGGCUCCGGCUUCUCUGCAUUUACAAGCCUUUUUCAUGUGCUUAUCCUGAACCUAGCCAUUGUAGGAGCUGGAGUAGCAAUGGCAAGAUUUUAUCCAAAUAUAGGAGGUAUCAUAAGAUACUCUGGAGCAACAUGUGGUCUGGCCUUUGUGUUCGUGUAUCCAUCACUCAUCUACAUGAUCUCCUUGCACCGUGCUGGGCAACUGACGUGGCCUGCACUGAUUAUUCACAUCUUUAUAAUCCUCCUUGGACUGGCUAAUCUGAUUGCACAAUUCCUAUUGUGAAAACUCCCCUUUCUCCAGUGGUUGUCACAGUUGGUACUGCAAUAUUUGGCAACAGCCUUGAACAACACUGUGAGGCAUGAGGACUGGUCCUCAAUGGGAGGAUCUUGAGAAAAGCUUCACCUUUGAAACAAAUUCAAAACACAUCAUUCAAGUGCUUUACAGGAAACAUGUCUUGCUUCACUGAAAUCACAAUCUUAUGAGAAGUGAAAUGGUUCGCAUUUGAUUGAUAGUUCUCCUAGUUUUGUUGAAGGUACAUCAAAAAUUAACGAUGCUUAAAUAUUUUAAUAUUUUACAGCACAUUUCUCCAAACACAAAGCUUCCAGCCUCAAGCUGUGGAAGUCUUUCCUCCAAAUGAACUGUCCUUACCUUGAUUAGCAGACAUGCUUUCUCAGUAUUGUUCAGUGACUCUUUGAAAUGCUCUUUUUUUGCAGUUAUUUUCCUGAUUUGUUUGGAAAAUGAAGAAUUUAUUGUCUUUCUUCUUUUUUUUUAGGUUAAUUUAUAGUCACUUGGGUCAAAAUGCACUCUUAAUUUUGAAUACACUAUUAAAUUGUUUUGGCAAUAUUUUUCCUCUAGGAAAUUCCAACAACGAGAAACAAUAAACUCAUGUUUCAGUGUUUUAUUCAGAACCAAUAUGUACACAACUUAUUUGUGAUCUUACCAUACAAAAAAGCCAGGAGGAUAAAAAAAAUUAGAAGAAGACAAUUAAAAUCCGUAUUCCAGGCUUGACCUCA